GUCAGAGUGCUGUAGUGUUCGAUUCCACACUAAAAACCAGAUGUUCGGAAGGAAUGACUUCCCAGCAAUAAAAGUCAAUCCGUAUACUCGACAACACAGCUCACUGAAGGAACUGGUUUCUUUCCGUACAAUGCAGAUGCCAUGAUUUCACCAGCUGAAACAUAGUCGUAUCGGGCAAAUCAGAUUUCCUCUUCGAACUCACAGUAGGUGCACGAAUGAAAGCAGCUCGGCGAGGAGAAGCGACCAUUUCGACAAAAAGCCGAAACGCAGGACGUCGGGGCUAAUUUUGAGCUCCUCCUCGACCUCUCACAGUAGGAGCAUGACUCAAAAGAAGUUUGGCGAGGAGUAGGUGACAAGUAAUGUCAUAGCUUGGCAAUGUGCCCAUUCCUCCCGAGGCUGACACGCGGCACCUGAAUGAUUUGUGGAUCGCAACAUGCGCAUAUGUAAAUUUCUUCCCUUGCCGAAGCUGGCUGCAUGUGAGAACCUGAUGCUCGAACCUCUCGUGAAGAUCUCAUCACUCUGUAUGCUUUCUUGGUAAGUCAAGUCAAUGUAAACAGCAGCCUGGGUCGAAAAAAGUAUGAAGACAGUGCUGCAGUAGUGUCCACAGUCGGGACCUGCAAGGUCUACCUUAAUUAUCUGAGGUAGGACUGAUUCACUUUCUGACCCUUUUCACAGAGAGGAAUUGGCCUGCGUCUACUGAGUCUUCAGUGUUAGUGAAAGAGGACUUUGCGAUCGAUCAAAACACAUGGAUUGGUGCACGAGGAUCAGCAGCAUGUUUCAAUUGCUCUAAAUUAGCCAUGUUCUCGUUGUAGGAAUAUCAUCGCACGCUGUAAUUGAAUUGAAGGCUUUAGGUUUAUGAUUUCUGCGGAUGUGGUAUGUCCAAGUCGAUGGGUUUUAAAUGCUGGGAUUUGUGUGGAUAGAUCGCAGAGGUGCUUAUCAGCCGUGUCCCUUCAAUUUCGAAGUGUUGAAAUUGUUGUGCCAGUCGGCAACCAGAUGCGGUGCCUUAGGAGGCAAGGCGACAAGGGUCCCACAACCAGCCGGUUGUAAAUUCGAAGCGUAAUUCUACUCUAAUCGUCUAUCAUAUUCUGCUUCUCUCAAUAAUGGGAUGCCGGGAAAACGGCUAUCUUCUUUGUGAAGAGCUUAGAUGGGAGAAAUGCUGUUUGACGACUUUGAUGUGGAUGCUCUCUUGGACGCUCAGAGCAGCGAUGACGAUGGCAACGAUUUACCAGAACUCGAGCGAUCACUCGAUGACAUUCUUAAUGACGAUGAUGACGAAUUCGCUGAUGUCCUUGGGCAUUCUGUUCCCGUCAAGUCGUCCUCCACUGGAGCUCGUGAGCCCAAUAGUCUCGACUUCGAUCCUGCCACAAACGAGGAGCACCCAACCUCAAAACUGGACGGGGAGCUCUUAGACAAAGGUCUUUACGAGCUAGAAUCUCAUCGAUAUGGAGAUAACAUGUCCGGAGCAGCAAGUGGAAUAUUGAUCACCAGCAUAGAAGCUGACCAGAGAAAUCUUUCCAUAGCGGACACUAGUAUCGUUGCUAAUAGCAGUAAUGACUAUCCUGAAAAGGAGCCUCCACCCCAGACCUCUUUUGCCCAAGGUUCACCACGUUUUGUUGAGGCGGAGAUUGAUUUUCAGGGAAAAGGUGAGAGUCAAAUUCGUUCAGGAGAGGAUGGAGUUGAGUCAGAAGCUACUGGAAGGGGUGGGGGGGCUGGAACCAUCAGCGGUUGUGAGAGCUAUGGGAGGCCUUCUGCACCAAUCUCAGUGGAUAAGGCCCCUCCCGCUGCCGGGAGCAACUUUAGACGGAGACCUGGGGCAGCAUUUGCUGCAGCUGCAGCCGCAUCACGUCAGAUGGGCCCUUCUGACUCUGCCGCAUCGAAAUUUGCCAAAACCUUCGUUACACGGCAAAAAUACAUACUUCGUCAGACCUCGGAGUACAAUAGAUCAGAGGUGCAGAGGAUGAGUGGAUACCCCAAGAGUGCAGAUCAGGUUCCAAAUGGAGUAACUCGGGGUGACGACAUUGCGAAUGAUCCAUUGGAGUCGGAAUUCUCGCACGACGAUUCAGAUGGUAACAGGUUCACAUUGUACUGUGGAAUUGACACCCAGGAGGAGGAUAAUGUGAAGGAGAUAGGAAAUGAUGAAACAUACACUGCUGUUAUUGAAGAGUGUCUUGAUAAAGUAGAAAAUCUUACUUCUACCAUUGCCGACUUGCAACAGCAGGGGUCCAGUUCUUCAAAUUCUUGUCUUUCAGAAAUUGCUACAGGACAGAACGAUGCCGACGAAGAUGAUGAUCCACUUUUGUCUUCGGGAGUGGUUGAUGAUAGUUCCUCCUCAAACGAUGUAUUAGAAACAGAUGAUGAAGAUAUCGAUGAUGGAUCUCGAGCCCGUGAUCCCGUAGAACUUGAGCAUCAGACCCACGAGCGAAGUGUAUUGGUAGACACAGUGGAGCCAGAGUCAACUGAUGUAGCUUCUUUAAAUACUUGGAUCGAGGGGAUGCAAGAACAUGUAAUUGCCAGCACACUUAAUACCCAUUCGCAGGCCAUCAAGAUAUCUACGCUGAGAACUUCAACCGAAUCAGAUGAAGAGCAAGCAUCUUCAGACGAACUUUUGCAGCAUUCGGAUUGUGCUGAUGUUGAGAGCCAAAAAGAGAUUCGGAUUACUGAGGAAGAGCCACAGCGGACGACUUUACAAAUCGCAGAAGAGAGAGAAAAGAAAGCUGCCAGUUCAGGUUUACAUUGGGAAGAAGGAGCGGUUGCCCAGCCCAUGAGACUCGAAGGAAUUCAAAGAGGUGCCCCUGCCAUUGGUCUUCUGCAGCUUGAUUCAGGAGGAUCUUUGUCCUUCGCUCUGAAGUCAGCCGACCUGCGACGUGACCAUGGAACACCCCAAGCUCUGGCUGUACACAGUAAUUUUAUCGCCAUAGGAAUGUCAAAGGGACCCGUAUUAAUCAUCCCUAGUAAGUACUCGGCAACAAAAAGUGCAGAUGAAACUGAUGCCAAGCCUUAUAUUUUGAUCCCCCCGGCAUCAGAGAAACAUCAAAUGGCGGUUUCUUCCAUGUCAUUCAAUCAACAAGGAGACUUACUACUAGUUGGAUAUUCCAAAGGCCACAUCAUUCUCUGGGAUGUGCCUAAAGCGUCUGUGGGUAGACACAUCGAGAACAACAACGGUGUACCUAUCGUACAUGCAGUUUUCGUUGGGCAGGAUGUUACAGCCUCUCGCACUAUCAGGGCCAUUACUGCGGAUUCCAGGGGGCAAACGUUACUUCUCACUUUUACGCAGAUUCCAGUUUUACGCAGAUUUUCAUUAAACACAGCGGUACUACUAGAUGGACAACGCACUGGAGUUGUGCUGUCACUUGCCCCAUUGUUACCAAAUGAAGGGACUCAUAUUCCUGGCAGCGCAAAUGCAUCACCAAGUGGAAUAUCUUCGUCUCCAAUAAAUCUUGGAACAGUGAUGAGUGUAGUUGGUGGAGGUGCAAGUAACGAUGUAGGACGGAAGUUCCUGUAUGAUGGUAGUUCUUCGAAUGAAGAAGGUGGAGGGUUGGUUGUGCUGGCGACAUAUCAAGCAGCCCUUGUGGUACGUUUGCUGCCUACCAUUGUAGUUUGUGCUAGGUUUGUUCGACCAGAAGGAAUUCGUGAUGUUGCUAUUCCCUACACAGCGUGGAGGCGCACCAAGGCAGCUUCCUCGGGGACCUCAUCUUCUUUAAGUACAGCUAGUGCAUCAUCUGCGGAGCUUUCUCAAAGCACUCCUUCGAAGAAUAUUGACGGACGUCCUUCCGAGAAUGGUCAUCUUCGGGACGAUGGACCGGUUGAAGCUGGCACAGCUAAAUCAAAUGGUGAUGGAGGCGAAAGUUUCCCACUACUUGCUAUGGCUUGGGACACAAAAGUGCUUGUUUUGCAGUUGGUGAAGGGAGAGUUGAAAAUCGUUGCUCAGUGGGACUUGGAUAGUCCAGCUAUUGGUGUCGCUUGGUUGGAGGAGCAGAUGGUGGUUGUUGCUACAGCGAAGGAUGAACUUUGCCUCUUUACAAAUGAAGGUGUUGAGAUAGAACGAGCAGCUUUGUGUAGUGAACAUGGGGGAUUAGGGGCCGUGACAUAUCAUACUCACUUCUCGAAUAUGUAUGGGAAUCCUGAGAAGGCCUACCAUAACUCUUUAGCAGUGCGCGGAGCUGCUUUAUACUUGCUUGGACCUGUUCAGUUGUGGAGGGCGCGACUAUUGCCAUGGCGGGAUCGAAUAAGUGCUUUACAAAAUGCAGGAGAUUCGUUGGGUGCGUUUCACAUUGCUAUGGAAAUCUACGAUGGACGAUCUCAAGGUGUCACAGGUCUACCAAGAGGACUUGAUGCAAUGCGAGAGGCUAUAAUGCCAACUCUCCUGAGCUUGCUUUCUUCGUAUAUCGACGAAGCCUUUGCUUAUCUUUCCUUGGCAUUUGGUUCUUCCCCUUCCUCCUCAUCAGGUUCCGAGUCUGCCAUAGUUAGCCAAAUUCAUUUGGGAAAACCAGACGUGGUUUCAUCAGCAGUUGCAAGUGGUACAAGGGAUUCAGUAGAAGAACUAGCUGUGGAAGCCAGGGAGCAGUAUGCAAGAGUUGGUGGGGUGGCCAUUGAGUUCUGUGUUCACAUACAUAAAACAGAGGUUCUAUUUGAGAAUGUCUUUAGCAAGUUUGACGCCGUGGGUCAGCGUGGCACAUUCUUGGAGCUACUGGAGCCGUAUAUAUUGAAAGACAUGUUAAGCGGCCUCGCACCCGAGGUGAUGCAAGCUCUGGUGGAACACUACAGCAGUCGUGGGUGGUUAAACAGGGUGGAGCAGUGUGUCCUUCAUAUGGAUAUUGCUUCUUUAGACUUCAACCAGGUCGUACGGGUUUGCAGAGAUCAUGGACUAUAUAGUGCACUUAUUUACCUCUUCACCAAAGGUCUUGAUGACUAUAAGUCACCUCUGGAAGAGCUUCUUGCCGUAUCUCAGCAGUCAGUUGAUCCUCAACAAGCGAGAGGGUUCGGUUUGAAAUUGCUGGUCUACCUCAAGUAUUGUUUUUCUGGUUUGGCAUUUCCGCCAGGAAACGGCACACUUUCCCCGUCAAGAUUGCCUCAUCUGCGGACUGAGCUACUUGAGUAUUUACUUGACGUGAUGGAGAGUAAGAAAGAAGUUAUUAUGACUCCUCAUGGUCUUGGACAAAAGUACUCUAGGCUCUUGUAUCUUCUGACUUUGGACACACAAGCAACGCUUCAGGUCCUGGGCGCCGCUUUUCCUGAAGAUGGUCCUUUGGGUGUUGGGAAACGAGACUGCGUGUAUCCUCUGAUCAGGACAAAUUCUGAAGAGGAUGGUUUGAAUAAGCUGGUGGAGUUACAAAUCAAAAGUCAUUCUUCCCCAAACCAAGAGGGCAUUUCAGAAGGUCUGAAACUGGCUCAAAUCACAGUAAACGCCCUCAUACAUGUCCUUCAGACUGUUGAAAGUGCUCGCAGCAAGUCAAGGACUGAAGAAAAAUCAUCAGACGCAGAAUACUCAACGGAAGAAUGUUGGCCGUCUGACAGGGACAUUGGUGACAUAUUUGAAUUUGUCGCUUACUUUGCUGCCGGGAAGUAUGCUGUGGUACCAACAGCAGUUUUGUCCCUUAUUUUCGAGUAUCUAACCUCUCCUUCCCUAGAAAACUUGGAGAGAGUACAAGAUCUGGAGAGAAAAAAGCUGGAUAUUUUGAGGCAGAGAGAGGACUUGAUGCUUGCUGUGCUGAAGGCAGUCCCUAAGUCAAGCUGGCAGGCUGAACGGACACUCGACCUUGCUCUGAAUAUUGGAUUCUGGAAGGUUAAAGCACUUCUGCACGCCGAAAGGGGUGACUUCGCAGCGGCAUUAGAAAGCUAUCUAAAGGCUGUGGAUCGUCCACAAGACCCUUUCACCUUUAUUUCUGAGAAGCUUUCUUCUGAUGAUGGUCUGAAAGGUCAUCAUUUGAUUAAUUUCCGUGAAAGUGUUCUGUCGCACAUCCCAGAGCUAAUCCAAUUAAGCCCAGUCUCUACUUUGUUGAUCGUACUGAAGCACCUCAGUAAUGAGAAUCAGCUAAUUCUGAAGGAAUUAUCCCCGCACCCUAGAUUACUCUUCAACUACAUGAAGGCCAUCAUGAAUAUCCGCUCUGGUGGAUUCAGUUACCCUGAGAAUGAAGCGGAAUCACAGGCUUAUCUAGCUGAUCUAUUGGAACGCUCAGGUCUUGAAUUUACGGAUGAGAUGGCUGAAAAUUUUGUGGAGUUGCUUUGCCGUUUUGAACCCAAAUCCGUACUUGCAUUCUUGGAGAGCUAUGAAAAUUACCGGCUUGAACACUGCUUGAGAUUGUGUCAGGACUAUGGCAUCACUGAUGCAGCUGCCUUUUUGUUGGAAAGGGUUGGUGAUGUUGCCAGUGCCUUAUCGCUGGUAAUAGCAGAUGUAGAUAGGCUCCUGCAAGAAAUGGAUCUGGCCAUUGCAAAGUAUUUUUUUCUUCCAUCUGCUUCCAAGGGACCUCAGAUCUCAAUGGACGAUAUGGUUAAGGACAGACCAGAGGUUACAGCCGUACACUCUGUUGUAAGGGUUGCAGUUGCUCUCUGCCAGCGCAACACGUUUCGACUGGAACCCAAGGAAUCCGAGAGCUUAUGGUUCCGCCUUCUUGACAGGUUUGUGGAGCCUUUACGUGAGAUCAAUCUACAACUGAGAAAACUCAAGACUAGGGGCCAGUUUAAUUUAAGGACUAAUUCUAAAAGCGACUCAGCUUAUGAUGCGACAUCAAACACGGACGUUUUCUGUUGGAAGGUUGUUGGAAUUGAUGUUGCAGUACAAGCCGUUCGGACCUUACUUGUUCAGUACAUUGGAGAAAUAGUGAAUGGAAUGAUGGGGUUUGUUCCCAUAUCUGUUACAAUGAGCAAGAUUCUUGAAGACCAUGGUGGACACGAGUUUGGGGAUUUUAAAGCCACGAUUUUGGACAUGCUCAGUGCGUAUGGAUACGAGCGAGCAAUUCUGGGAACUGCGAACAAAUUGAUAGAGGAUGAUACCUUCGAGAAUAUACAUGCGCUGCGUCGUGGUUGUAGCCAUGCUUUUAUUCCCUCUGCUAACAUCUGCUCUGUGUGCGGCCUUCGUCUUGAUGAGCCCUUAGAUUUAUCUCACUUGAAGUCUGCAGCUGGAACUGUAGCCAGCACGAGUUCUAUUUCCACAAAAAGCAAUGAUAGACAGAAAGGGAAAGUUGAUGACAAAUCGGGAUCAAUGCCGCUUGAAGAAAACCGGUUGAGGGUGCGCAUCUUCCCUUGUGGUCAUGCCUCUCAUUACAUGUGUGUUGAUUUUGAAUCCGGGAUGAAAAAGAGGACAUUUUCUGGUUUUGUGGUUUGUCCAAUUUGCUCCUAUAGAGGCAAACCUGUUGACUUUUCUCACAAGGCAAAAGAUUCGACCUUGUUGAGAGACUCCGUAAUAGAAGUUGGUGGUCGAAAGAGAGGAGAUCAUGAAUCAACGAACUUGUCACAGUUAGGACGAAUGCACAAAACAACAAAUCGGAUUUUCGGAAAAUCACGGUUGGAGAUACUGAAACAGUUAGAGAGAGGUACGGAUUUACAUGAACUUGGGCCGUCACUGGAGUUGAGUCUUGCACCACCAGUCUUGACCUCCUACAAGCGACCAAACUCGCAUCCCUCAUCAAACACUGGCUCUGUCUCGGGGAGAGUCAACUCCAGGUCUUCAUUGACUUCAGCAGUCAUGAGCGUGCAACGCAAGAGCAAAGUUCGUGCGAGAUACUAGCCACGUACUGUCUGAUCUUUCACUCUGGGACCGAGCGAUCAUGCAUAUCCGUCUCGUCGUAGGUCAUCAUGCUCCACAACGGUUAGUUUGUGAGAGACCGCUAGACGCAUACCCUAUUCGGGUUUGCUCUGUAAGCUGAUCCGGACUCUGCUCUGCAACGUUUCGUUCUUCAGUGCAGUUUUCACAAGUCACGUUAAUGUCGCUGGCGGUGAGGGAUUGCUGACAAUCUGUAACAAUCAUCUACUUGAGGAGAUCGGCCCUUUGAUUCUGAACAUGUGGGUGAUUGCAUCAUGCUGGCUAGUUCUUCGGAGCAGAGAAUGGAGAGAUGUGUGCAUUCAUUCAUCUGUGUAUGAACGGGGGUGCAAGUUAUCGAAUACUGCGGGACGGUUGAUCCAGCGCCGAUGAGCUCCUUAGUGAAGGAUACAACACCAAUACUGAUCCCUUGUAUCAUCGAAUUUUCACAGUUUACUUUCAAAAUAGUUACCAACCUCUUAAAAUCGCCAAGUUGGACUUUAGCAAAUUGUAGAAGAUAAUUCAUUUUGCUGUGAAUAUUUUAGUAGGUCCAUUCUUUCGGUGACUCUAAGCUACCUUGGCCAUUGUCAGGUUGAAGUAAAGAUGAGGUACAGCAUAAGUUUGUAGUUGUGAUUCAUUUAAUGGUCAGUAGCAGUGAAACAACUGUCAUAUUACAAUGAGUCACUUGAAGCUCACUAUUUCAACACCUGUCUACACUGGUCUACUGUAUGGCUUUGAAAUAACGUAUUUGGUUGUUUGUGUGUUAUGUAACCUUUUGACCGCGAUAAUUCGGAUAUCUCAGCUGAAAGAGGACAUAUUUUCCUGGGUGAUGCUGUUGUGGCCGAGCCCCAGCUUACCGAUUUGGUUUUAUCCCUGUAGGACUUGAUGGGGUGUUCCCAUCGUUUUUGCUUUAUUACUGGGUAUUUAUUAGGCGUUCAUUGUUU
This is a messenger RNA of Marchantia polymorpha subsp. ruderalis, 8679 nucleotides long. NCBI's taxonomy places the organism in Eukaryota, Viridiplantae, Streptophyta, Marchantiopsida, Marchantiales, Marchantiaceae. The record is from the annotation of a GenBank genome assembly.